Molecule: messenger RNA, 771 nt
Organism: Trichoderma virens Gv29-8
Lineage: Eukaryota; Fungi; Ascomycota; Sordariomycetes; Hypocreales; Hypocreaceae
Exons: 4
Coding region: 1-771 (256 amino acids)
Molecular function (GO): protein binding
Source: RefSeq, a predicted model, not a curated record
AUGCUGCGCUCUGGGCAGUUUUCUGACCUGACGUUGGUAUGCCAGGGCAAAGAAUUCAAGAUUCACAAAGUGGUUGCAUGCCCACAGUCGCCUGUGUUUUCCGCUGCCGUCAGUGGAGAGUUCAAGGAGAGCCAGACAGGUGUGAUCGAGAUUGAGCUCUUCGAUAGCGAGACGGUGAGGCGUAUGGUCGAAUUCUUGUACACUGGAAAUUAUGACUGCAACCAACCUCAAGAACAGAAUACAGACACGCUGACUCAUGUGCGAGUAAAUGCAAUUGCCGACUACUACGGUAUUCACCGUCUCACGCUGCUUGCCAAUCAAAAGAUCCAGCAAGUAUACCAGGACAAGUGGAAUGCCAAGGCUUUUCUAGCGUCAACGAGAGAGGCUCUCGACAACACUGGCGACAAAAAGCUGCAUAGCGUGAUGGCACUUCUAGCGGCGCAGCAUCUGGAAGAGCUGAUGGCAUCCUCCAAGAUGGCUGACUUGGUUGGCGACUUUGCUGCCGAAGUCCUGCGUUACCACGCCCUCAAGUUUGAAGCGACUAAACAAGAGCAACACCAAAAGGCGGCUGUUCUGGCCACAACCCAGGCUGCCGAGGCCAAGACUGCCCGCGUCAUUGCGAACAUCGACAGACUUGUCACUACAAUGUGUGAUAGGGAGUACUGUCGGAAUACUGCUUGUGAAAUGGAGUUUGGCUGCCAUAUUGAGAAACUUGCGGGCGACGAGCCCAACUACGUUCUUCGGUGUUCUUACUGUCGAUGCAGGCACUAA